AUGGUAAAAUCUAGUUUACAACGCAAAGCUCCUAUAACCAAAGGCUAUAUAUGUAUAUUUGUAUGCUUCGCGACCAAAGCAAUACAUAUAAAAUUAGCUAGUGAUUUAUCAACUGAAUGUUUUUUAAAUGCACUGAGACGAUUUUGCAGCAGGCGAGGAAUAUGCUCAGAAAUUUACUCAGAUAAUGCCACAAAUUUCGUGGGUGCUAACCGCAAGUUACAGGAACUUAAAAAUUUAUUUUUAUCAGACACGUUAGAUCCCGAAAUCCAAAAAUUAACGGCAUAA
Molecule: messenger RNA, 285 nt
Organism: Macrosiphum euphorbiae (potato aphid)
Lineage: Eukaryota; Metazoa; Arthropoda; Insecta; Hemiptera; Aphididae
Source: the annotation of a GenBank genome assembly